AAAAGAUAUGUGGACAGCAAACGUUGUUUUGGUGUUAGCGUAUAGCCUCAUAGUACCCGAUAUAGUUUAUGCAGGGGGAUGUGAAGUGUGCAAUGGAUUCUUAGAAAAACUUUACCAGACAUUGAAAACAAAAUAUAAAGAUUUUACUCCUGCAACUGUUGAAAAUGAGCUGAAUAUUGCCUGCAGAGUUGCCAGAGGAAAAGAAAGCAGACUGUGCUACUACCUUGGAGCCACAAGUGAUGCAGCAACAAAGAUAACCAGUGAGGUAACUCGGCCACUAAGCUAUCAUGUUCCAGUGCAUAAAAUCUGUGAAAAACUGCAAAAGAAGGACAGCCAGAUAUGUGAACUAAGAUAUGAGAAGCAGGUCCUGGAUCUUUCAUCUUCCAGCCUCAUAAAACUCAAAGUAGUUGAGCUGAAGAACAUUUUACAGUCUUGGGGUGAAACGUGCAGAGCAUGUUUCGAGAAAACAGACUAUGUCAAUGUGAUCCAGGAGCUGGCUCCUAAAUAUACCAGCCAUAAGAGAUACUCCUCAGACUUGUGAAGAAGCAAGUUUUUAAUUUUAUCCUGAAGCUGAAUGACUAAUAGAUCUCUACAGUUUGAAGAGGUAUAAUCAAGUUCAUUUGUCAUUGUAACAGAUAUUUUUAGGGAAUUUACCGAAGAAGAUCAAUUAAAAUAAUUUAUUUAAACAUUUUGUAGGGGUGAUUGGCUUUUCAGCAGGUAUUUUUGUCUUAAAAUAUAAAUUAUUUUGAAUCACAUUUUUAAUUCUGGAAUGCUAUGAGAUUGUUAUGUAGUAGGCAGGCCUUUGUCAUCCUAUUUAUUUGGAAUUCUGUCCUUCUGUCUCAUUUGUGUAACAUAUAAAAAUGAUGAGGUGAUAUCAGUUAUUGGUAGACCUGGCAGUGUUUACUAGUAUCUUUUUCAGUUUGCUGCUAUUUGAAUAAAGUCACUGUCCAUUUACAAACC
Molecule: messenger RNA, 960 nt
Organism: Erpetoichthys calabaricus (reedfish)
Lineage: Eukaryota; Metazoa; Chordata; Cladistia; Polypteriformes; Polypteridae
Gene: cdnf
Product: cerebral dopamine neurotrophic factor
Exons: 4
Coding region: 8-541 (177 amino acids)
Biological process (GO): neuron projection development; dopaminergic neuron differentiation
Cellular component (GO): endoplasmic reticulum
Source: RefSeq, a predicted model, not a curated record